GGCGCACGGAACGAAUAUACGAAACCCCGCCAUGCCGUCCGCAUCCAAGGAAAAGCGCCUCGCCAAGCGAGCCGCUGAAGGCAAAGAGAAAAAAACAGUUGCGUCUCGGUCUAAAGCCAACUCCAAAAAUGCUAGCGCUGCUGGGUCUGUGAACGGCGACGAUACGCCCCCGGUUGAGCUUGAUGCCAAUGGGAACCCAAUCGAAGCAGAUGAGCCCGCUACGUCGGCCGAAAAGAUGGACGAGGUCAAGCGUCUGGCUGAACAGAUGGACAAGCAUGGCCUCUCGGACCGUGUCACUACCGGUGUCCUGGCGUCAACCGCUGCCAGCAAGGACGUCAAAAUCACCAGUGUUAGCUUGGUUUUCCAUGGAAGGGUACUAAUCUCGGAUUCCACUCUCGAGCUCACCCUGGGCCGACGGUAUGGCCUGUUGGGGGAGAACGGCUGUGGCAAGAGUACCCUGCUGAAGGCCAUCGCCGCUCGUGAAUACCCGAUUCCCGAGCAUGUCGACAUCUACCUACUCAACGAGGGUGCUCCUCCAACCGACAUGGGUGCCUUGGAGUGGGUUGUCAAGGAGGCCGAACUUGAGAUGGAGCGCCUUGACAAGCUGGCCGAGAAAUUGCUUGAGGAGGAGGGUCCCGAGUCUCCCGUUCUUAUGGAUCUGUAUGAUCAUAUGGAAAAGAUGGAUCCGUCUACCUUCGCGACCCGCGCAUCCCUCAUUCUGACCGGUCUGGGUUUCAACAAAACCACGAUUCACAAGAAGACCAAGGACAUGUCCGGUGGGUGGAGGAUGCGUGUUGCUCUUGGCAAGGCCCUCUUCGUCAAGCCCACCCUCUUGCUCCUCGACGACCCUACUGCCCAUUUGGACCUCGAGGCCUGCGUGUGGCUAGAAGAGUAUCUGAAGAAGUGGGACCGCACCCUUGUUUUGGUUUCUCACUCUCAGGACUUCUUGAAUGGCGUCUGCACGAGCAUGAUUGACAUGAGGCAAAAGAAGCUCAUCUACUACGGCGGUAACUACGACUCCUACGUCAAGACACGAUCCGAGCAGGAGACAAACCAGAUGAAGGCGUACCAGAAGCAACAGGACGAAAUCGCCCACAUCAAAAAGUUUAUCGCCAGCGCUGGUACCUAUGCGAACUUGGUCAAGCAGGCCAAGUCCCGGCAGAAGAUUUUGGACAAGAUGGAAGCCGAUGGCUUUAUCCAGCCCGUCGUUCCGGACAAGGUCUUUACUUUCCGCUUUGCUGAUGUCGAGAAGCUGCCUCCUCCUGUCUUGUCCUUCGACAACGUCACCUUCUCAUACUCUGGCGACCCCAAGGAUGACUUGUACCGCAACAUUGACCUCGGUUUCGACAUGGACUCGCGUACGGCGCUUGUGGGUCCGAACGGUGUGGGCAAGUCUACCCUUUUGCGCCUCAUGACUGGCAAGCUCUCUCCCACGGCUGGCUCUGUGACAAGGCAUACGCACCUGAAGCUUGGCCUUUACUCCCAGCAUUCGGCCGAGCAGCUCGAUCUCACGAAGUCGGCUUUGGACUUUGUUCGGGAUAAGUACAAGGAGAAGUCUCAAGACUACCAGUACUGGAGACAGCAGUUGGGUCGGUACGGUCUCACUGGAGAUGCACAGACAUCUUUGAUGGGCACGCUAUCUGAUGGCCAGAAGAGCCGUAUCGUCUUUGCCCUCCUAGCUAUUGAGGGUCCUAACAUGCUUCUCUUGGAUGAGCCUACAAACGGCCUGGAUAUUCCUACCAUCGACAGUUUGGCCGACGCUAUCAACGCGUUUAGUGGGGGCGUCGUAGUCGUCAGCCACGAUUUCAGACUACUCGACAAGAUUGCCAAGCAGAUUCUCGUCUGCGAGAACAAGACUAUCAGGCAGUGGGACGGCACGAUAUCUGAGUAUAAGAAUUACCUGCGGAAGAAGAUGAUUUCGGAGGGCGCUGUUUGA
Canariomyces notabilis is the source of this 1936-nucleotide messenger RNA. RefSeq lists its product as uncharacterized. The record is from RefSeq and is a predicted model, not a curated record. Lineage: Eukaryota; Fungi; Ascomycota; Sordariomycetes; Sordariales; Chaetomiaceae. Bases 32 to 1936 code for a protein of 634 amino acids. Gene Ontology annotation, molecular function: ATP hydrolysis activity; ATP binding. The transcript is spliced from 3 exons.